This is a messenger RNA of Periophthalmus magnuspinnatus, 6136 nucleotides long. RefSeq names its product nuclear receptor binding SET domain protein 2 (gene nsd2). NCBI's taxonomy places the organism in Eukaryota, Metazoa, Chordata, Actinopteri, Gobiiformes, Gobiidae. The record is from RefSeq and is a predicted model, not a curated record. The transcript is spliced from 23 exons. Gene Ontology annotation, biological process: regulation of DNA-templated transcription. Gene Ontology annotation, cellular component: chromatin; nucleus. The coding region runs from base 89 to 4186 and encodes 1365 amino acids. Gene Ontology annotation, molecular function: protein binding; histone H3K36 methyltransferase activity.
CAUACAGCAGCUAACAGCUAGCUCCUGUGUCCAGGAGGAACCACAGUGGGAUAGAGCCGCGCUCAGUGCGUGGAGGGACUUUGAUGGGAUGGACAGCAUAGGGAGCUCUUUGCCUUCAAUGCCCAAACCUGCAAAUCCAAUCAGUAUGAAGCAGCUGCCUGAGUCCCUGAGUGUCCACAAGGGCUGUGUGGACAUGACCUCUGACCCCGCUCUGCUCAUGGACAAGGCUGCUGCACAGUUAGCCGCUACGCUACAAGACAACAUGCUCCAGAAGAUGUCUAGCCACAACCACGAGCACCUCAAGGACCUGACCUCUCUGGUGCUGAAUGGAGACCACCAGGAUGCCCUCCCAAAACUCUGUACCCCUGAAGCCCCCCUAUUCAAACCAGCCGACGCCCCAACAACUAACGGCAUCCAUCAGCACAACUGCUCCCCUCUCUCUGAGCCUGAGUUGAAAGUUUCUGUCCCACAAGUGGUUCCCCAGCCACUGGUGGAGCCAUGCACUGCCAACGGGACGAGUCUGGUAACCUCCACAGAGGAUGCAAUAAUGGAAACGGAUCAGAUGGAGGAGGUGAAAAAGAGGAGAGGAAGGCCACUCAAACCAAAAUUAGAGCUGUGCCUCAGCUCUUCUGCCACCUCGCCGGAGAUAAAUGGACACUCAGAGUCUGCGGAGGAAACUGCAAAAGCAAAUGAGCUCAAUCAAUCAUCAGAACCAUCAGCACAUCUUGCAUCCGAGGCUCCUCCCACAGUGCAAUUCUGUCCCGGAGAUCUGGUUUGGACCAAGGUUUCAGGGUACCCCUGGUGGCCCUGCAUUGUGACCACAGACCCAGAGCACAACAGCCACCUCAGACAAAAAAUAAAAGUAAAUAACCCCAAGCCAGGCUUACUGUACCAUGUGCAGUACUUUGGGGAUGCCCCUGAGCGAGGCUACAUCUUUGAGAAGAACCUGGUGCUCUUCACUGGAGAGGAACAGUACCAGGAGCUAAGCACAGGAAAUCGACCGCUAGCUUCCCGCCCCACUCACAAAAAGGUUCCAUCAGUUCCCCGUAAGUUCCAGGCUCAGUGGAGGGUGGGCAUCUCCCAGGCCAAAGAGUCUUUGGGCCUUACCCCAGAUCAACGCCUCACAAACUUCUCCUUUGUCUACGAUGAAGACGGACCACAGCUCAACCCUCACGUUUUGGAGAAGUUAGAUUCAGAGCCCAACAAAAAACUGGACCAGGAAACGCAAUCAAGGCUUAGUCCAGUUCUGGAUCCAGCUUCAGGAGGAGAUGAAGGCACUGCAAAGGUGAAAAAGACUAAGCUUCCACUGGACCUUUUUGAGUUUAAAGAUAAGCUCAACAAUGUCAACAAAAGUAAAAAGAAAACAUUGAAAGAUGUUUCUUCUGAAAAAAUGCCCGAAUCAGAUACACAGGUUGCCACCUCAUCUACAGCAGGCUCGUCAACACAAACAGAACCAGUCAACAAAAAGAGGCCCAAAACAUGUCGACCCAAGACAUUAAAAGGAAAGAAAAAAAUGUCUGCUGACAAUUCUUGUGAGCCUAAGAAAAAAAUCAAAGCCAAGAAAGUUUCCUCGACCGAUGAUGAUUUGGACCCAGCUACGCGCACAGUUUCACUUCCAGGUAAAAAAGUGAAGAAAAUUGUCAAAAAGACUGAAGAUCAAAAGACAGGUUCUCAAGUUAAAAAGGAGAGGAAGAAGUAUGUAAAACGGUCAUUAUCUGAUGCUACCUCAGAUAAAGACCAAAAAACGAAAAAGCGUAAAAUUGGCAAAGAUGGACAUGAUCAGACUUCUGAUUCGUCAGAAAAGCAACAAAAACAAAAGAAGAAAUUGGCCAAAGGUCAGAAGGAAACCAAGAAGACAUUAAAGUCCAUUGGGCUUGCAGAUGAUGAAGAAGCAGAGAAACCAAAGUACAAGAGGAAAAGGAAACUGGUCGGAGAAAGUGAAGAGUCGACACCCACCAAACCCAAAAAACAACGACCGUCCAUCUGUCCUGAGACUGAGGGCUCUGGAAGUGAAGGACGUCCUGAUUCUCCCAGUGACAGUUUGGACGGGAUCAAGAAAGGAGAGAGGAAAAAGGAGUUUGUCUGCCAUGUGUGUGAGGGUGCGGGGGAGGAUCUGGUCCCCUGUGAGGGGCAGUGCUGUGGGAUGUUCCACCUUCAGUGUUUGGGACUGUCUCUCAAACCAGAGGACAAGCUGUUGUGUCCCGACUGCAGCUCAGGAGUCCACUCGUGUUUCAGCUGUAAAAGUUCAGAGGGCCAGGUGCGGCGCUGUCAUGUCCCUCACUGCGGUAAAUUUUACCACGAGGCCUGUGUCCGCCUCAGUCCGCUCACUGUGUUCGACAACAAGGGCUUCCGCUGCCCCAUGCACACCUGCAUCAGCUGCUACUACAGCGGCCAGUCCAAGCACCGCGCCAACAAGGGUCGGUUGAUGCGCUGUCUCCGCUGUCCUGUGGCUUAUCACGUUGGAGACUUCUGUGUGGCUGCUGGAAGUGAGACCAUUACAAACACUGCCUUGAUUUGCACAAACCACUACCACGCCAAGAAAAACCAUAGCCAUCACAGCCACGUCAACGUCAGCUGGUGCUUCGUCUGCUCCAAAGGUGGACAAUUGCUGUGUUGUGAGUCGUGUCCCGCUGCCUUUCAUCCUGACUGUUUGAACAUCGCGAUGCCGGAGGGGAGCUGGUUCUGCAACGACUGUCGAGCCGGAAAGAAACCCAAAUACAGAGACAUUGUUUGGGUCAAACUGGGGACGUAUAGAUGGUGGCCAGCUGAGAUCAACCACCCCAGAAAUGUCCCCACAAACAUCCAGCACCUUCGUCAUGAGAUGGGAGAGUUUCCUGUUUAUUUCUUUGGUUCUAAGGAUUACUAUUGGACACACCAGGGUCGAGUGUUUCCUUAUGUGGAGGGAGACCGAGGCAGCAAACAUCAGAGGAGCUCCAUCGGGAAGGUCUUCAAGAGCGCUCUGUUGGAAGCUGAAGAGCGAUUUACAGAAAUAAAGAUGAAACGAGAGGCAAAGGAGGCCCAAGAAAACAGCCGAAAACCACCACCGUAUAAAUUUAUCAAGGUGAACAAACCAGUGGGGCGGGUGCAGGUGUACACAGCGGACAUCUCAGAGAUCCCUAAGUGUAACUGUAAGCCGUCAGACGAGCGUCCCUGCAGUUUUGAGUCCGAGUGUUUGAACCGGAUGCUGCUGUACGAGUGCCACCCGCAGGUCUGUCCCAGUGGAGGCCGCUGCUGUAACCAGGACUUCACCAAACGCCUGUACCCUGACACCAAGAUCAUCAAGACUCCAGGCAAAGGCUGGGGGCUUAUCUCACUACGGGAUAUCAAGAAGGGUGAAUUUGUGAAUGAGUACAUUGGAGAGUUGAUUGAUGAGGAAGAAUGUCACUCGAGGAUCAAAUAUGCUCAAGAAAACAACAUCACCAACUUCUACAUGCUCACUAUCGACAAGGAUCGUAUCAUCGACGCAGGGCCAAAGGGAAACUACUCUCGCUUCAUGAAUCACAGCUGUCAGCCCAACUGUGAGACUCAGAAGUGGACCGUGAACGGGGACACGAGGGUCGGGCUGUUUGCUGUGCGUGACAUACCGGCAGGGACUGAGCUCACUUUCAACUACAACCUGGACUGCCUCGGGAACGACAAAAUGGUGUGUCGCUGUGGAGCCCCCAACUGCAGUGGUUUUCUUGGAGACAGACCCAAGAACUCCAAUGGGCAGCCUGCAGAGCCCAAAAUGAAGCGUGUGAAGAGGAAAUAUAAAAAGAGGAAAACUGAUGGAAAAAAGUCAGAGGACGAGUGUUUCCGCUGUGGAGACGGAGGGCAGCUGGUGCUCUGCAACAAGAAGCACUGCACCAAAGCCUAUCACCUGAGCUGCCUCAACCUCACCAAGAGGCCUUUUGGGCGCUGGGACUGUCCGUGGCACCACUGUGACGUUUGUGGUAAAAACUCGGGGUCUUUCUGCCAGCUCUGUCCAAACUCAUUCUGCAAAGCUCAUGAGGAGGGCGCCCUGAGACCCUGCUCCCCGACCGGACUGCUGUGCUGCAUGGACCACGAGGAGUCCGAGAUCCGGCAGAGACUCGAAACCAUCAUCGUCACAAAAGAGACCAAGUGCAAAAAAACAAUCUGCAGCAAAAAACCUCUUCAAAAAGUCGCUCGGAAAUAUAAUAAGAAGAAAAAGGCAGCUGAGGCGUGACAUGACCGCACACCACUUCAUAGACAAAUCGUUUGCUAACACUUUGUAAUAAGUACACCUUAAAAAACAAAUACUUAAUUCAUGAUAAACCAGUUUAUUAAGAAUGACUCAGGCUUAUUAAAUACUUAAUGCCCAAACCUCAACUCCUAAUGUAACCCCUUAAGUAGUUACUAAGCCUUUCUUAAUAAACUAUUUGUUCAUUAUUCUUGCAUUAUACUUGCUUUAUUGGGGCUAAUUAAGGUGUAGUUAUUAUAAUGUACCAAUUAUACCAUCUCCAUGGCGACAAGUUACUGAACUGUGCCAAUUUUGAAACCAAGAUGCCCAAGUGUUCAUGGACAAUAUCAGGUUUAGUUUCUGCACUGAGUAACAUCUGUGGUAAGGCACCGUAAGCCUUCUUAAGUGAUGGAUGCUGCAUUUUUUUCACCAUUGGACCUUGUUUUGGAAGUAAAUUCUUGUCAUUCUCAAGUAGGGAUUGCAGCUAUAUUGAAUCAUUUCAAAACGACCACAUGCUUAAAAUUUGAUGGCAGUACUUGACCUAAAAAAAAUGCCAAAGUCUUUAUAUUAAGACACAAAAUUUAGCAAAUUUGCAUUUCAAAUUGGUAUUCAUUAGUGCAGUAACGUUUUUUCCAAUGAAGGUCCACUGGUGUCCACUAGACGGUGCUAUUUCUCUACCACCAAACCAACUGCUUUCUGCUUCACUCAGACUUGAAUAAUUUUAUCUCUAUUUUAUAUCAAGAAACAAAGACCAAAUGCUCAUAAUAGACCAUUGGCCACAUGCCUUUUAUUUUUUAUGUGUAUAGUAAAGUUAUAUCAGGCUGAACGACUAUGGAGACACUAUGAGGCCAAUGUAGACUUUUACAUUUUAUUUUAGUUAACAUUAUUUUAGAGUUAUUUUUAUAUGUCUUGAUGCUGAAAAUGGCAACUUGAACUACCUUAAGUAUUGGAACUGGUAGGUGAGGUCUGCAUACACUACUGGGAGAUCUGAACAGCUUCCUCCCUUUAAAACAAAUGAAGGAGUUUCUAUAUAGUUUUAUUUUGGAUUAUUUCAUUUUUAUUUUUCAAAAGGUGCAGUUUAUCUGUUCACGAGAUGCCUGUUUAAAAUUGGUGUCAAUUUUAUUAUAUCUACAGUUUUUGGUGCUUCUGCAAUGGCUGAUUCUGUUAAAAUAAGUGACCAACACCAAACUUGUAAUUGUUUUUUUUUGUUUUUUUAAAUCAUCCAUAUAUUAGGUAAAGCAGCAGUUUUAAAAAGCAAAAGGAGCAAUGAGGUUGAAAAGGUUGAAAUACCUAAAAUAAGAUUGUUCUAAAUCUAAACUAUUUCAAUUGAAGUGUAAAUAUUACAACAUAAAAAACUCAUACCCACUUAAAAGCAAUAUCCAAUUUUUUUCUUGAAUCUUGAGACAAAAUUUGCAUUGGCACAAGACUCCUUGCUGAACUAAAAAAAAAAAAAUCCAUUUUCACCCUGGCUUAUUUUUUUUAAACUGGGUGAUUUAACAACAUAUUUGCUAUAGGUCAAUAUGUACCACUGAUCAAGACUGUAAACCUUACAAUAUUUUUCAGUUUACUCUUCUGCCUUUUUAAUUCCAUAGAGAAGAUUUGAUAUAAUGCAAACUGGUCUAUAUUACAUUAGUCUUAUUUACAAUCUAAAGUUCCAAGUUUUAUCUGUACAUAUUUGAACAGAAGUGGUUAUUUGCAUAGCUUUUGUAACAAUCUCUAACCCCUUUGAGUGAAUGUAGUGAGUUUUCCUAAGCACUAUUUUUGCCUGUAGAAAAGUGUCAUGUAACUACUGUCAUAGUGAACCCAGACUAAUAUGUACAUAAUGUAAAAGUGCCAAUAGUUGAGCCUUUAUUGUAAAUAUCCAACAGUUCUUGUUUUUUUGGCGCAGUGCUUAAACACUUUGUGCAGGAUGUCAUUCUGAUGAAUCGUGCAAUAAAAAGUGUCCAAACAUUUAAA